AUGUCUCAGGUAAGACUACAGUGCUGGACUAGGGAGGGACAUGUAGAGUUAUGACAUGAUCUCACCAAAGAGCUCACUGAAACUUGCCUAGAAAGUUUCUGCCUAGGAAACCUACUGGAGAACUCUACAUGGGAUUUUUUUUCCCCUCUUUUUCGGCUUUCCAUUUCUUCCAUCUCUUCUUCUCCAGCCUGAAGACGGGGAGGAGGGACAGCUGAAGCGUCCUGAGGUGAGCGAGGAGGAUCUGAUCGGAGCGAAGGAUAAGCUGAUCUCCAAAGGAGAGCUGAAGGGCAAGACCAUAGAAGUGAUGGAGGAGUGUGGUGAGCAGAGUGCCGCUUUUAUUGGCAUGACAAUGGGAUUAGGGCAGCAUUUCCCAAACUCGGUGCACAGCUGAUAAAAAUUAUCAAAGCUUGAUGAUUAGCUGAUUAUUUUAAUCAGUUGUGUAGUGCUAGGGCAAAAAAACAAAAUAUGCACCCUUUGGGGUCCUGAGGACAGAGUUUGGGAAACCCUGGGUUAGGGGGUUAAGAAUAUUGGGCAGGAGUAUGUAGUUAAAAAACCUCUGAAAUCUGUUUGUCGUUUUUGUCGCUGAUUUAAAGCGGCAAUCAACAGUUGAAACUAUAACAAAAUAUACUCCCCGCCCGUUUCGGUAAAAAGGCUGAGGGAUGGGGCUGGAGAAAUGUAACCAAUCUCAAAUUCAUAUACAGAGCUAUGGAUGCGAGGACUGGCUAUCAAAAUUAUAGUUUGAACCAUGUUGAGGCUAAAUAGUGUUUGUUUACAUUUAUUUGUUUACAAACAUUUGAAUAGGACAAGCUUAUAUUAUGGGUUAUUAUGGGAUACGACAGUUUAAUUAAGCUUGUGAGGCAUUUAUAAGUUAUAUUCUUCAAGAAUCAAUGGGUAUAUAUUAAUUAAUAAGUUCAAGAAUGGAUGUAGCAACUGCUGAUUGCCCCUUUAAGAUUGGAAACACAAGUGUACAUAUAGAGAACCUGAGCUGCAUUUAGACAGGUAGCUCAAUUCUGAUAUUUCUUCCACUAAUUGUUCUUUUGACCAAUCAGAUCUGAUCUGUCAAAAUACCAAUUAGUGAAAAAAAAGAUCAGAAUUGGGCUGCCUGUCUAAACACAGCCAGUGUUAUAGAACAAAAGAGGGAGUUAGAGAGUAGAGGGGGCGUUCCUUACCGUGAUGAAGUUUCCACUCCAUAUACAGCACAGUUGAGGAUGGUCAAGACAAGAGGGAGACUCACUGAACUGUCAAACACAGUGACCCUCUCCCUGCGGCAUAAACUAUGGAUGUUUAGACAUAUCUACUGUAUCACGUAGCUCUUCCACUUCAGAGUGAUGGAUGGAUCUGUGUUGUGUUCACAGAGCGUGCGGGUAAAGUCGCCCCGUCUGUGUUCAGUGGAGUGCGUUCAGGGAGAGAGACCGCCUUCAACAAGCCCCAGGCUCGACAAAUCAAGAAGUAG
Molecule: messenger RNA, 1453 nt
Organism: Coregonus sp. 'balchen'
Lineage: Eukaryota; Metazoa; Chordata; Actinopteri; Salmoniformes; Salmonidae
Source: the annotation of a GenBank genome assembly